UACGAUAGUUUAGGUCCUAACUAGAACCUAACUGGAAAUGAAAAGCAUUUGGAAUCUUGUGUACAUAUAUUUUAGCUUUGCUACCUCUCUUGAUGUUCCCUUCUUCACAAAAUGUGCUUUUUCUUGACUAGCGCACUCUAGCGGAGUUUAUUGUGAGGUUAGACACAGUUGCAAAGUUCUAGAAGUGUUGUGUGCAAAAGGUCAUACUUGAUAUCAGAGUAUUAAAAUUUAUAAUUGAAGCAUUGAUUCAUUCUUUACAACCAACGAAGAGUAAAGAGAAUAACAUUAAGGAGUUUUUAAGGAUUAUUGGAAGAUCUUUAAUCACUUCAAAGAGAUGAUAGGCAAACUAUAGUUGCAGCCAUAGAAUCCUCAGAUCACAUCAGUCCUGUGAAAUGAUAAUGGAUAUUUCCAAUACGAAGAUACCUUACAUAGUUACACCAAAAUUACGUAAGAAUCGUAGGAUUGAAAACAGAUGGGGACUACAAUAUGAAAUAUCUGUACAGUAUGCUGCAUUUGGAAGGCAAUGUUUACCUUAUAUGCCAACAGAAUCACCAGUACCUUUGAGUGAGGAAAUUGUGGAAUCUGAACCACUAUAUGUGUGCGAACAAUGCAAAGACUGUUUUCGCUUUCAAAGCAGCUUAGAAGAUCAUAGUAAGAGACGUAGUUGGAUAUUUGGGAUUUGGUGUCAUAGUUGUUUCAGAACAGUAUGUUCUCAUAUACCCGAAAUAGGUUCUGUCUGUUCUAUAUGCAUGGGAAAAGACAGUGAAAAACGCUUGUAUUUACGAUCAAGAGGAUUUGAUUUCCAACGCGUCCGAAAAUGGGGAGCUGCAAAAGUAUUUUACAAUCAGUGCCAACUCUUUGAACACAUGAAACUACAUGGUUUGUGCUCAAUAGAUGUGUCUGAUGUAAUGCUAAUGCCUCUACCUGCUGGUUUAAGCUAUAGUGAUUGGACUCCUGAAUUGGAGAUAGCAUGUGAAGCACUUAUGGAAUAUACAUUUCUAUCACGUAUCCAUAUCAUGGAUUGGUUAAGGCUGAACAAGAUCGAAAAUAACUGGUGGAAAUUGAUUGAUAAUAACAUAAAUGAUGACAAUAUGAUAAGUAAAAUUGUGAGAGGUUAUAAGGGUCGACAAUUAUUUAAGACUUUUGAAAAGUCUGAAGAAGAUCAGAAUUCUAAUUCUGACUUAUCCAAUAUGAACUCUCUUCAUAUGGGAUUUAUUGAUGCCAGUUUUAAGAAUAAAAAUAAGAAUAAUCAUUCUGCUAAUGCCAUCUUGGACAAGAAUGUGUCAGAAAACGAAGAUAAUCCAUGCAUGACAACUGAUAUUGCUUUUGUAGAUUGUGGUCCCAUUUCAAGAUGUUUUGAACCAGAACCACCAGUGAGCUAUGUAUCUGGAAAACAAAUGUCUGUUCUUAAAAAAUCAAGACAGGAUAUAUCAAACUUGAACUCAACUGCUAGAACAAACUGUAAAAGAAAGAAAACAGUGUUUCAUGAUUUGUGUUUUAUUGAAACGGAUAUGUCUUAUAAAAAUACAACUAUGGCAAAAGUUGGUGAAAAAACUGCAAAUAAAAGUACUAUGAACAAACAAUCACUCAAGGACUCUUCAAAGCAACUUAAAGCAAAGCAAUCAUUUGUGAAGAAAACUGUUGGAAAUAGUAUUAGUAAGCCUGUAAUAGAAACUGAUGUUACUAAAACUCUAGACAACUCAAUCAAGAUCGAUGUUCCGUUUUCUGCUAAAAAAAUAAAGUUACAUAAAGCGAAUUCGGAUAAUUCAGAGCACAAUCCACAGACAUUGAUAGAAAUUUGUGAUCCCAAGAUGUUGACUGUCCAAAGUUCCAAAAAAGCAGAUGCUACACUGAUUAUUAGCGAUCAGCUUAUUACAAAUAACAAAAAAGCUUUUGAACAAAAAUGUAUAACUUUUCAUGAUAAAGAUGUGAUUACGAUUGAGAAAAGACCAAAAAAACUAAUAUUACCUAAUAGCAGUACAACUAUCAAGACAUUACCACAGAAGAAACAAGUUGCUGGUAAAUAUCUGAUUAAAGACGGAAAAAGGUACCUUAUUAAAGAAAGUAUUAAGAAGAAUGCCGGAAAUUCGUCCAAUCUGCUAGUUACAGAUAAUGUUUCAAAAGGCACAAAAUGUCUGAUAUCCAAGUCGAAUAUUUCAAUAUCAACUUCUACUAAUUCAGGUGAAGUCGAAAAUAUAGGUAUGGAACAAGUAACUUCACCUCACAACGACAUUUCUUUUUUAACGCCAUCGCCAUCCCCUUCUGAGUUAUCUAGUGGUUCAAGCUGCGAGUUGCAUAUUAAGCAAACUUUGAAAGCAAAAUUACGGAAGGAACCUCCGCAAUUAAUUUUAUUAAAUGAUAUUUCACACGAGAUAAUAUCAUUUGUUAAAGAGGAACAUGGGGAAGACCUUUAUAUGAACGUAAAAAUAAUAGAUCAUAUUCCAAAAGACUCUUCUCUUGACAUGUCUAAAGAAGUACCAAAGUAUAGACAGAAGAUGAUAGAAGAAUUUUAUCACAUGAGUAAAUCCGACUUGAUGGAACGAAUUAAUCAUUUGCAAGACCUUAGCGAAGAAAUGAAGAAAUCUAUGAAUUUUCUAUCGAAUAAUCUUAUCAGUGAAAAAUUGAAAUCUAUUAAAACUCUUCUAUUAAUAUUAGAAGAUUGUAUUAAUAUACAUGAUAAGAUAGCGCAAGAUAAGCAGAACGAUGACGUGAUAUUAAAUGAGUGGAAGAAGACGGAUUUACAUCAGAAGUGUCCAUUAUGCCACAAGCCUAUGAAGCCGAAAUCUUAUGUGGUUGGAUUUUCGAAAUUCACUAGGGAUGAUGAUUUAUAUUGUUAUUGUUACAAGUAUCUUUGUCACGUGUGUCUAUCUUAUCAGGGCACUUCGUCGCGGUUCAUCGCGCAUCAAAACUUGCACAUGAAGAUGGAACCUUACAUUUGCCCGGAUUGUCGUUAUAAUUUCAUUGACGCUACAUUUUUAGAAAUCCACAUGUGGACAGCUUGCUUUCACACGUUGAAAAGGCGCGUAUUCGCAUGUAAAAUUUGCGAGAUAGAUGGAUUUAGAGACAUAGAGUCAAUCACUAGACAUUUUGUUAUGAUGCAUUGUGUUACGAAGAUCGCAUGCGAAAUAUGUCAUUUGAUAUUUUCUACGUAUGGCGAUUACAUAAAGCAUUACACGAGAAUACAUACGAAUAUGCCGGAACCAAAACCGAUACGUCUUGUAAUGUGUAAAUUAGGCAAUGAGAUCAUACGUUAUGAAAAUUUUAUAUCAUAUUUGUACAAAUGUCCAGCAAUUCAGGAAAUUACAUGGUACAAAUGUCCUUUCUGUUCAUUGGUAACUCUAGAAAACGAGCAUGUGACGAUGAUACUUUUUGAUCAUCUGCGAGACUUGCACAUGAAACGACUGUUCGAAGUCAUGAGUAAAAAAACAUUUACCAUUAUCAUGAAGAAAAGGUUUGAAAAAAACAGCAUUCCCCAAGGUAUUUUGCACACCUUCGUAAAUGCUCCAAGUGAAGACGGUACUGUAAUACCUAAGAUCAUAAAUACUCAAACUAUUUCGUCGGAAAUAUUCGAACGUGGUUCCCACGGUACAUGGCCCACAAAUUCCAACGAAUCUACAUCUAUUAUUAUGCCUGACACCGGUUCGCAAAAAACACAAAAAGUAGACUCUCUACCAAAAAUCCUCAAUGUUAGGUCAAUGGCUGAUUUAAAAGCAACCACAUCUCAGUCUGCUGCUGAAUCUGAAGUAAUUAAAACUAUAUAUGAAAAAGGAGACUUAUCAUCUGGAGAUACGGAAAAAAUAAUAAUAGAUGACAUCAAAUCUGAUAUUAGCGAAAAGGCGAAAAAGUUAGAACCUGGCAAAUGUAACGACGAAUCGAUCGCUUCAUAUGCAGAUGAAACCAGAAAAUCUCUACAAAAAGAUGACAUUUGUAUAAAUUUAUUUACCGAAACAAGUAAAGAAAUUUCACAUUCUGAGCUUGUAUCCAAAACAAGUACAACUGGACGUAUAAAGGUGAUUGAUAUCAGGAAAAUAUGUAAACCAAACAUUGAACCGUUUAUUGAGGAACUGUACGAUAAACAGCCUGAAAAUGAAAAUGCAGUCGAUGUCAUCCCGAAACCUCCUCCGCUUGCCAGGAUCCCACAACAUAUACUUAAUUAUAGGGAAACCGAGAAGGCGUGUAAAUCAAGAAACGUUGCGAGGUCAACGUCUCUUUCCCGAAGAGUGGCUAAAAAAAGACGACGCAUUGCCAUAUGCGAAUCAACUGAUACGCAAGAGGAAUAUAUCGAAUUCUUAUGUCACAUAUGCAACGAAAGGAUCAAUACCUCUUGGCCCGUAGUGCGGACGCACUAUACUGAGAAUCAUUCGCGUGAAUAUCAAUUGGCGGCACUCACUCUGCGUUUAAAGAGGCUACCGGUUGAUUAUAGGAGAUAUUACAAGAGACUUUUGAGUAAUAAAAAGCGAAAGUCUGAUGUUUCUUUACCUACAGCGAAGAGGAAGCGCCGGUUACCAAAAAAACAUACGGAGACAAAGGACACGAGUACGCCUGAGGUAGGGUUGUGUGUGAAAGAGGAGACUGCGGAGGACGGUGAAGGUAACUUCAAGUGCAAAAAGUGCGAUCAACGAUGCACUGACAUGUCCGAUCUAAGAGAGCACAUUGCUGCUAAUCACAGGUUGAAAGGCCUUUACCUGAUAUGCCUAGAAUGUGGCGAGAACUUUGUGGUCGCGCCUAGCUUGCAGAUGCAUCUCAAAGCUUUUCACGGAAUAGAAGAUCCUAUCAGCUACAUGAAUCAAAAUUCCUCUUAUGCUCCUGAUGCGUAUAACGAUUUAAUGGUGGAAGGGAAAACAACAGUAGCUAAUCAGUGCUACGUUUGCAUGGCAGUUUUUGAGGAUAAAGCUGCGGUUGACAAACAUCUGAGAGUACACGGUAUGGCUUUUUUGAAUCGUAAGAGGAUAGAGGCGAGAAACGCUUUGAGGAGUCCGGAAAAGAAGUCAAACACGGAAGAGAAUAAGGAAAGUUGUGUCCCAAAAUGUCCAAAGGUGACUAUAAAGCGAGAUAAACCGGUGGAAGCAAUCCUAGAAAAACUUAACGCGGCGAUAUAAUUACAUUGGAUGAAAAACAUGUGGAAUAAAAUAUAUAACUUUGUAAUAUAAUGCAUUUAUUAAUUUUAAUUCUAAUUCUCGUCUGUAUAUUUACGCGCUCAUGCAUUAUCUUUUUCUCGUUGAUUAAUUGUUAUUACAGAACAUUGUAUUAUUGAAUUGUGCGUUUUUUCUAUUAUCUGUAUUACUAAUUAGUACUAAUAAUUCAUAUCUUUCUUUUGAAACAGCUAAGGUACUGAAUUGACAAAAAAUUGAUGACUUAUCUCAAAAUACAUACAUACAUACAUACAUACAUACAUAUAUACAUAUCAUAUAUACGUGUAUGUAUAUAUAUAUAUAUAUAUAUAUAUAUAUAUAUAUAAAUAUAUAUAUGUAUGUAUGUAUGUAUAUUGGCUGUAUCAUAGAUUCAUAUCAUGAAAAUUAUGUAUUAUAUUAGUUGUUAUGGUUCAAGAUUGUUAAUUAUGUCCUCUCUUUCAUAUGAUUGAUUUUACAAUCAAUAUUUCAUUACGUUUAUAACGAUAUUCCAUCACUACCGUGACAUAGAUGAGUGGCAGAUUCUUAAGAGCAUUUUGAGAUGAAAAUUCUGACAUGAAAGUAUCGAGCCUAUAAUAAUAAUUUUAAGAAACCUAAUCUUAACAUUUAAAUCACUACGUUAUUCAUAUCUUGGUGACACGUGAGUUUCACGAUACUCGAGUUUCACGAGACUCGAUACUUAUCUACAGGUGACAUGAUUUUAUUUAUUCAAUUAACAAUAACUGUCAAUAAUUAAAUCUUUAUGAGAGUAUCGAAAAUGGAAACAUAAAAUAUCCUAAAUAUAUAUAUAUAUAUAUAUAUAUAUAUAUAUAUAUAAUCAAAAUUAUUCGAGAUUAUAUUUAUUUUGUAUAAUAUUCCUCAUAUAUUCUAGGAAAUAAUUUAAGUAACAUAAUGUUAGAUGUUUUUGUAUAAAAAUAUGACGAUUUCAUAGUUCAUAUAUGUGUGUGUGUAUGUAUAUGUAUUAAGAGGAUAUUAAAAUUAGAUUAAGUAUGCAUUAGAUAUCAUAACUAGAUACAAUAAUCCUUCUAUUAAUACUGUUGUCUUUAAGUAAUCUAAUUCUGUAUACUUUAUAUAUGUUAUACAUAUAUAUAUAUAUAUAUAUAUAUAUAUAUAUAUAUAUAUAUAUAUAUAUAUAUGUUAUAUAUAUGUUAUAUAUACGUUAUAUAUAUGUCGUACCUAUUAGCUAGAUAAUUUGACAGCCAAAAUAAUUGAUCUGUCCAAAAUUCGCUCACUUAGAUAAAUUUGAUCAUAUAGUUUUGCGAUAAUUUUGCAGUGUAGAAAUCUUAUAAGAUGCUGGCGCGCGAUAUGCGUUGUCAAGGACAUGUAAGACAUAUAUGAACCUGACUUUUCAUAAAGUUCGUUCAAAUUAAUAUUAAUCGAUAAAUUACUUUUGUUUCUAUAAUAAGGUAGGAUAAGAUAGUUGAUUAUAUUAUAUUCGUGGGUAAGUGAUUUUUUUUAAACUGUUUUCAUUUAACACGUUCGCUGAUGAAUCGAUGAUUCAUUUGGGAAAUUAUUCCAAAAGCUCAUUCUGUAUUUCUUUUUAUGUAAUAUAAUGUAAAACGAACAAUUUGUUUUUAUAUGGAAUAGAAAGAAGAAUUAUCGUUAUCAAUUAUCGUUAUAUAUAUAUAUAUAUAUAAUAUAUAAUUAUCGUUAUAUAUAUAUAAUAUAUAAUUAUCGUUAUAUAUAUAUAUAUAUAUAUAUAUAUGUAUGUGUGCGUGCGUGCGUGCGUGCGUGCGUGCGUGUAUGUGUGUGUGUGCGACGCUGAUAGCGAACGUGUUAAAGAUAUUAAUAUUUUGUAUUAUAAUCUUAUUUCAAAAUGUCUUCAGAAAUCUGCUAUUAAGUGUUUCAUGGUAGUGAUAGGAUAUCUUAUAUAGAUUUUUAAAAGACUUUGUCAUUUAUAUUAUAAUUCAUUGUAAAUUUAUUUAAAAAAUUAUUUAAGAAUUUAUUUAAGAAGUUAGAAGUUAGAAGUUAUUUUAGAAGUUUAUCUACAGUAAAACUCAUUAUAAUAUAUAUAUAUAUAUAUAAUUUUAUAUACGUGUUUAAGACAUAUGAGUGUUAUUUUAAUAAAAAUUCUAUGUACGUCAAUCUAUAAGAUAUACCAUAAGAUAAUGUAAAUAGUUAUUCUGUUUUAUAGA
Molecule: messenger RNA, 7264 nt
Organism: Odontomachus brunneus
Lineage: Eukaryota; Metazoa; Arthropoda; Insecta; Hymenoptera; Formicidae
Exons: 6
Coding region: 393-5099 (1568 amino acids)
Biological process (GO): regulation of transcription by RNA polymerase II
Molecular function (GO): DNA-binding transcription factor activity; RNA polymerase II cis-regulatory region sequence-specific DNA binding
Source: RefSeq, a predicted model, not a curated record